This is a messenger RNA of Gopherus flavomarginatus (Mexican gopher tortoise), 1575 nucleotides long. Its product is annotated as N-acetyllactosaminide beta-1,3-N-acetylglucosaminyltransferase 4-like. The transcript has 2 exons. NCBI's taxonomy places the organism in Eukaryota, Metazoa, Chordata, Testudines, Testudinidae. Gene Ontology annotation, molecular function: protein N-acetylglucosaminyltransferase activity. Gene Ontology annotation, cellular component: membrane. The record is from RefSeq and is a predicted model, not a curated record. Bases 144 to 1175 code for a protein of 343 amino acids.
GCAGGGUGGGCUGGCAGCCAAGAUGCCUGGGUUCCAUAUUCAGCCCUCCCCCAGUGUUUGUACAACACACCAUGAGCUAGUUUCCGACUGUUGUUUUGGGUUUUUUUGGUUUCACUUUUGGUUGAUCCCUGAAGGGAGCAGAGAUGAAGCCCAGGGGUAGCUGGAGGUUUCUGAUCGGGGGAGUGGUGGUGAUGGGACCAGUGGCGGGUGGUUUUUGGUUCUUUUACACCGUGGUCAUCGAGGUGACAAAGACCCCGCAGCGGACCCCCAGCCCUGGCUCGGUGGAACUACCCGAUGGGACCUUCACCUUCCGCUUGGAUUACGCUGCUUUCCAGGCUGAGUUCCCCCAGCUGCAGAGCUACCGGUGCCGGGAGGUGAUCCCAGGGGACGGGGUUUGCACCGGGCCCCCGGGGCCGCCCCUGCUGCUCCUGGCCGUGAAAUCCCACCCAGCGUCCAGCGCCAGACGGGCCACCGCCCGCCGCACGUGGGCCCGGCCUGGAGUCCUGGGGGGCUACCGGGUCCGAGCCGUCUUCCUCAUGGGGGUGUCCCCUGAGCCCCGGCACAUGGCCCUGCUGGAGGAGGAGAGCGAGGAGUUUGGGGAUGUGGUCCUGUGGGAUUUCACCGAGAGCCACCACAACCUGUCGCUCAAGGAGCGGUGCUUUCUGCGCUGGGUGGGGGCGCGCUGCGGGCAGGCGGAUUUCAUCUUCAAAGGGGACGAUGACAUGUUUGUGAACCCCCCCGCCCUGGUGGCCUACCUGGACCAGACGCCCAACGCCUCCCACGUCAUCCACGGCAACAUCCAGCGCCAUGCAGCCGUGAUGAGAACCAAGAAAUAUCGCAUCUCCUCCACCCUGUUCCCCCAGGCCAAAUACCCCGACUUCCCCUCCGGGGGCGGGUUCCUUAUGCCCAGCGCCAGCGUCCCGGCCCUGGCCGCGGCCUCCGAGCGCCUCCCCGUCUUCCCGCUGGACGACGUCUACUUCGGCUUCCUGGCGCUGGCCGCCGGGCUGCGGUACCGGCACGACGUCCGAUUCCGGGUCUUUGGCAUGAAGGAUGAGCUGUGUCUGUACGGGGAUGCCUUCGUGGUGCACGGGGUGUCGCUGGACAGGGUGGAGGAGGUGUGGAGGGGGUUGUAUAAGGAGCAACGGUGCAAUGUGACGGGGCCUCUCCCCUCUUAGGGGUGCAGGGAAUGGGGCAGGGGCCUGUCCCCUCUAGAGGACACCUGCCACAGGGGAGGGAGUGGCUGAAUGUGACGCUCUGUACCUCGGGGGUGCUGGGUGUCCCCCCACGUUCAUGGUUGUGAAAUGAUUGUGUGGUAUCCAAUGCAAAGUUUGUCGUGGCGAGUGUGUUCGGCAGGCUGAUGAUACGCUGAACAUUGUGGCUACGGUCAUGUUAUCAUUGUUACCAAAAGGUUAUAAUUCCCUGUAUAUACCAGCGAGGUUCAUCUCACGCGCUGGUUCCGUUCCGCGGUCAGCGCGUAAAGCGAAAACCGCGUAGAGUCAAAAUCACCCUGAGUGCAAUGGCGGGCGGAAUCGCCCGCACUACAGGAACAGUAUUAAAGUUGCUAUUUUUCUCUUU